Symbiodinium pilosum is the source of this 318-nucleotide messenger RNA. The record is from the annotation of a GenBank genome assembly. NCBI's taxonomy places the organism in Eukaryota, Dinophyceae, Suessiales, Symbiodiniaceae.
AUGGGCCACACAGGCAUUGUUGGGCUGCUCCUGGCCGCGGGGGCGGACAAGGACGAAUCCGACGUCCUUGAAGUCACGCCGCUCUGGGCCGGAGCUGAGCAAGGGGCUCUUCCUGUUGUGGCCGCGCUGCUUGAGGCAAGAGCUGACAAGGACAAGCCGCGCGCCGAUGGCAUCUCGCCGAUACAGAUCGCGUCUUCGAAAGGGCACGACGAGGUGGUGCGCCUUUUGACGGAAGCCGGAGCUGCCAUCGGCGAGGCGGCUGGCACUUCGCAGACGCCGGGGGUUGAGGAACCUCAGCCAAAGCGCCCGAGACAGUGA